Messenger RNA from Catharus ustulatus (Swainson's thrush), 2570 nucleotides. RefSeq names its product F-box and WD repeat domain containing 11 (gene FBXW11). Bases 328 to 1923 code for a protein of 531 amino acids. Gene Ontology annotation, molecular function: protein dimerization activity. The transcript has 16 exons. The record is from RefSeq and is a predicted model, not a curated record. NCBI's taxonomy places the organism in Eukaryota, Metazoa, Chordata, Aves, Passeriformes, Turdidae.
GGCUGGGCUGGGCCGGGCGGAGCGGAACGGAGCGGCCGCCGCGAUGGAGCCCGACACGGUCAUCGAGGACAAGACCAUCGAGCUCAUGACAAGUCUGAGAAGGAAAACCCAUUCGAAUCCCCUUUCAUUCUGGAUUGGUGGAUCUGAAGCCCAGAAACAAAGUUUCAGCAUUGACUGUGUGUAGCAAACACACCCUUUGAUCUUCAGGAGCAGAGUGGGACAGCGUUAUCCAUCAGCCUCCUGGGAGUUCAGUGUCCUAUCUAGAGCAUCGCUGUGUGUUCUGUGCCAAGGUCUUUGUGGCUAGGCUGCUCCAACCUGGUAGAGAGCAUGUGCGCACUGAGAUGCCUGCAGAGCAUGCCCAGUGUCAGAUGUCUCCAGAACACGUCAGUAAUGGAGGAUCAGAAUGAAGAUGAGUCUCCAAAGAAAAAUACCCUGUGGCAGAUAAGUAAUGGAACUUCAUCUGUGAUUGUCUCAAGAAAAAGGCCAUCGGAAGGCAACUACGAAAAGGAAAAAGACUUGUGUAUAAAAUACUUUGACCAGUGGUCUGAAUCAGAUCAGGUGGAAUUUGUGGAACACCUCAUUUCCCGAAUGUGUCACUACCAGCAUGGACAUAUAAACUCUUACCUGAAGCCCAUGUUACAGCGGGACUUCAUCACUGCGCUGCCAGAGCAAGGCUUAGAUCACAUAGCAGAAAACAUCCUUUCCUAUCUCGAUGCCAGAUCGCUGUGUGCAGCAGAGCUGGUGUGUAAGGAGUGGCAGAGGGUGAUCUCAGAGGGGAUGCUCUGGAAGAAGCUCAUUGAGAGGAUGGUACGCACAGACCCGCUCUGGAAGGGGCUCUCUGAGAGGAGGGGAUGGGAUCAGUACCUGUUUAAAAACAGACCAACAGAUGGGCCCCCCAAUUCGUUUUACAGGUCCUUAUACCCAAAGAUAAUCCAGGAUAUAGAGACCAUAGAGUCCAACUGGAGGUGUGGGAGGCACAACUUGCAGAGGAUCCAGUGCCGCUCUGAGAACAGCAAGGGCGUUUACUGUUUACAGUAUGAUGAUGAGAAGAUCAUCAGUGGCCUGAGAGAUAACUCCAUUAAGAUUUGGGACAAAACAAGCUUGGAAUGUUUGAAAGUAUUAACGGGACAUACUGGCUCAGUUCUUUGUCUGCAAUAUGAUGAAAGAGUUAUUGUAACUGGAUCUUCAGAUUCUACAGUAAGGGUGUGGGACGUGAACACGGGCGAGGUUCUCAACACGCUGAUCCACCACAACGAGGCCGUGCUGCACCUGAGGUUCAGCAAUGGGCUCAUGGUGACGUGCUCCAAGGACAGGUCCAUCGCUGUGUGGGACAUGGCCUCCCCCACGGACAUCACCCUGCGCCGCGUGCUCGUGGGGCACCGCGCCGCCGUCAACGUCGUGGACUUCGACGACAAGUACAUCGUGUCAGCCUCGGGGGACAGGACCAUCAAGGUGUGGAGCACCAGCACGUGCGAGUUCGUGCGGACGCUGAACGGGCACAAGCGCGGCAUCGCCUGCCUGCAGUACCGGGACCGCCUGGUGGUCAGCGGCUCCUCGGACAACACCAUCAGGCUCUGGGACAUUGAGUGUGGUGCCUGUUUAAGGGUGUUGGAAGGCCAUGAAGAGCUGGUUCGCUGCAUCAGGUUUGACAACAAGAGGAUUGUUAGUGGAGCCUAUGAUGGGAAAAUUAAAGUUUGGGACUUGCAAGCUGCUCUUGACCCUCGUGCCCCAGCAAGCACGUUAUGCUUGCGUACCUUAGUGGAACAUUCAGGACGUGUCUUUAGGCUGCAGUUUGAUGAAUUUCAGAUCAUUAGUAGUUCCCAUGACGAUACAAUUCUGAUUUGGGAUUUCCUAAACGUGCCACCGAGUGCCCAGAACGAGACCCGCUCUCCAUCUAGAACAUACACCUACAUCUCCAGAUAACAGUGUGCACUUUACUGCCCUCCCAAGGGUUCCACAGUCUUGAACUACUGGAUUUUUGGCUACUACAUGCCUGAAGAUGAUCGACAGCUAAAGUCAGAAUUGGUUCUAGAUGCUGUGUAGAUGCAAAGCAGCACAAUUCUAUAUCUAAAUUUCUUAAUCUUUCCUGCUCUCAGUGGUCGUCUUUGAAUUUGCUACAAAUUCACUGACUUGGAGUAGAUGAAUUUCAGAAGCCUCUCCUUCCCUGCUGUGAGAAAUCCAAAGCGUCACAUGUAAAUUGUCGGUAGAAACUGAACUCUGAUGGCUUGUUUUUCACAUAUAAAUCAGAAGUCAAGAAAGGACUUGGCCUAAUUUAUAUUGCUUUGCACUUUUGUCUGACUUAAAAGGAAAAAACAACCAACAUUCUCCAGUGAAAUUUGGGUGCCAAACACAUGCCCAGAAUGUACAGAGCUUUGCUUUCCGGUCACCACUGUCCUUUAGGCGUCCCCAUGGCAGGUUCAGAGCCCUUCUGUUCCAUAGGUGUACGUUGGACUCUUAGAAAUAUUUCUGAGUUGCUCAGUAAUAUUUUUGGAUUACAGUUUACUUGUUUCUGCACCAAUAAUUUCUUUUAAAUUAAAGAUUCCCUAUACUUCAGGCUAGGUUAUCUGAAC